Messenger RNA from Penicillium daleae, 771 nucleotides. RefSeq lists its product as uncharacterized. The record is from RefSeq and is a predicted model, not a curated record. Bases 1 to 771 code for a protein of 256 amino acids. The transcript has 2 exons. Lineage: Eukaryota; Fungi; Ascomycota; Eurotiomycetes; Eurotiales; Aspergillaceae.
AUGACUGUCGAGACAGUCACUCCUGUCCUAAAGGCACCGUCCAACUUCGGCCCUCUCAAAGAUCAAUCAAAGACGAAAAGGGUCCUCAAGCACCUUCGACCUCAUACGCAUAUCUCAUCAAACUUUGAUGACCUCAAAUUCAACGGCGCAGCAUCACUCCAACUCCAAUGGGAUCAGGAAGAGCAACAAUCGAUUCCUUCAACAAUUGCAGAUACACGCCUCAUCGCCUCUCCGUACAAUGACGCUCCUCACCUUUUAGAUCUAGAGGCCCUAGAUACCCAAAGUCGUCUUCUCGCGCUAGCACUAUCAUUCUUCAAACCAGUCCGCAAUGACUAUGCCACUGGGGAGUAUCUGGAGUCAUUUAACUGGAACGAGGUAUUUGACCUUGUGAAAACCUUUGCGGAAGCAGAGGGUCACAUCUGGACGAGACAGUCUUUCUACGUGGUGUCUUUCCGGUCCAAACUUCAACCGGGUGUUGAUCAAGAUCAUCUUCAUGCGCUGGAUGCAUAUUCUCAUCAGGAAGCUAUUACCAGUGGAGGCUUGUUGAAGUACUGGUUCGGCACGAAGAACGAGGAGAGGCAAAAUCUGGCAACUUGCAUUUGGCGCAGCAGAGAGGAUGCUAGGCUUGGGGGUCGCGGACCUUGGCACGCGAAAGCAAGGGCAGCGGCGAAGGAUUUGUACGAAUCGAUUGUCUUCUCGACGAAGGAAUUGGUCAUUGAAGAUGGAGUGAAGUCUUGGCAUCUCAGCGAUUAUAAAGAUGGACAUGCAUGA